UACGCCUGUGUCUCUACUUCAUAGCAUUCCGCUCUCUCUCUACUAUUAUUCAACCGCCAUUCCACUUCCCCAUAUCUCUUCACAUUCUCUCAAUUUUUGGGAAUAACUCCCUUUCAUUCUCUUCAAUUUGGUUUUGGAUAGUCAAAAAUCAUUUUAAAAUUCGUUCUAAUGGCCGCUUCAUUCAUUCAAAUUUUAUCGCUAACUCUCAUUUUCACCGUCAUUUUCGCUGUACAAUCAGUAGUCGCCGUAGAUCCGCCGGAAUAUUCUCCUUCCCCCCAACGGCUUGGUGACGACUUCUCCCCGUCCCCCGCUACUCCCUCGAUAUCCCCUUCCGUAGCAGAUUCUUCUCCUCCAGCACCUCCACCGUCAGAUUCCUCCACUGCACCGUCUCCGGUUGCAGACGAGAAUUUUCAGUAUCCUUCCCCGGUUCCGGCGCCGGAGAUUUCGAGCGAUGUGAAUCACGCGAACCAAGCCGAUUUCGGUAACGUGGAGUCUAAUGAGUCGUCUGGCGGGAUGAAAAGCGGGCAUAAGGCAGGGAUUGCACUCGGAGUAAUUUUGUUUGCGUGCGUUAUUGGUAUCGGCACUAUUGUAUACAAGAAACGCCAGCAGAAUAUCCGCCGGUCGCAGUAUGGGUACGGCGCUAGAAGAGAAUUUCUGUAGACGCACACAUUUACAGAUUUCUAUUUCUAUAUAUGUGCAAUGUUUACUACUUCUACUACUACAACAGUCUCACAUGGUCCUUUUGUUUAAUUAUUUGUUAUUAAUUUUCGUAGAUUCAUUAUUUCAUUUGUUGAGAACUUGCAAGGUGAAUGAUUUAUGAUUUUGUUUGACUGA
This is a messenger RNA of Olea europaea var. sylvestris, 834 nucleotides long. RefSeq names its product classical arabinogalactan protein 1-like. The coding region runs from base 169 to 660 and encodes 163 amino acids. The record is from RefSeq and is a predicted model, not a curated record. NCBI's taxonomy places the organism in Eukaryota, Viridiplantae, Streptophyta, Magnoliopsida, Lamiales, Oleaceae. The transcript has a single exon.